AUGAUUGUAAUAAAACGAGUUUUUAUCCUUUGUUUCCUUGUACUAUGCUACAUAGUAUUUCAAAGUAAUGCACUUCAAUGUAAAAUUUGUGAACAAAGUGAUCCAUCUUGUUUAUUUUCACGAGAUAUUGACAUACAACUUUGUGAAAAUGAGGAUGAUGUUUGUUAUUCAUGGCUUUAUCGCCGUGGAAUCGAAGUUGGAGUACGACGUGAUUGUAUAUCGAUUAGUUCUCCUCAAUAUAGUUUAAUCAAGGAAAUAAUUGGUACUAAAGACAACGCUUGUCUUAAACGUAUGGGUGGACUUGAUUGUUUUACAAUUUGUUCGACGGAUUUAUGCAAUUAA
Molecule: messenger RNA, 342 nt
Organism: Rotaria sordida
Lineage: Eukaryota; Metazoa; Rotifera; Eurotatoria; Philodinida; Philodinidae
Source: the annotation of a GenBank genome assembly